Molecule: messenger RNA, 606 nt
Organism: Acanthosepion pharaonis
Lineage: Eukaryota; Metazoa; Mollusca; Cephalopoda; Sepiida; Sepiidae
Source: the annotation of a GenBank genome assembly
AUGAAAAACCGUCUGCUUCCAAUGUCUUUCUGGAAAGAACCAAACAAAACACACCCUAUUCUGCCUCCAAUUUCAAGCCAACAUCACGGCGAAGAUGAUCUAGGUAUCAAUGUUGAGAACUUAUCUAUUGACCAUGGCGAGGCAUCGGCCCAAGAAAAUCAGAUCCCAAAAUGUCAAGUUUUUGUUUCGAGUAAAAGUGAUCAACUGACGGAACAACUUUUCGAGUGCGUCAAUAAUGAGACAAAAUUUACCAAACGAAAGCCAGUAAAAUCACAGCAGGUUAAAAACUUUAAGCCAGAACUGUUGCGCCGAGGAGACCCUUUUCUAAUCGAGAAUAUCCUUGACAAAUUGCCACCUUCCUUGACGAUCGGCGAACACCAGACUCUACAAAUCAUACGGCUCAAGAGGAUGUCGGAUCCGCCAGUUGAGCUGCCAACGAUAGCCACUUUCAUUCUCUCUCUCUCUCUCUCUCUCUCUCUCUAUCUAUCUAUCUAUCUAUCUAUCUAUCUAUCUAUCUCUUUCUCUUUCUGUCUAUCUAUCUAUCUAUUUACAUUUGCAAAUUAUUUAAACAUGGCAGCCAAUAUAUUCGUUUAUAAAUCAACCUAA